Molecule: messenger RNA, 5995 nt
Organism: Pocillopora meandrina
Lineage: Eukaryota; Metazoa; Cnidaria; Anthozoa; Scleractinia; Pocilloporidae
Source: the annotation of a GenBank genome assembly
AUGUCAAGUUACAUUAGGGUUUUGGCACACCGAGCCUCACGCUGGGAUGACUUCAUGAAGGGCGUGAAUAAAGUCAGAAAGUCAAGAAGAGGUGAUUAUGUUGGCCUUAAACAGUACUUGCUUUCAAUAGUUAAUGGAGAUGGCGAGAUCAAAGAUGGACAGUUCAGCACCAUUUUGAAAACAUACCUACCCUACCAGGUUAACAAAAAUAAUGUUUUUCAGUAAUUAAUAUUUUUCACUGCCUUUUGAUUUCUUUCAGUGAAGAGAUUUGUAAGGAAAGGUAUUCCUACAGAACUUCGAGCCCAGGUAACAUGAACUAACUUGUUCCUAUUCCUUUAAACUUUGAGUGUAAUUUAUAAAAUUAUUUUCAAGGCUACCCUUUAAAUGUUGAUUUGCUGAAGUGAACUGUAUGACCAACAAAUUUUUCUUUGCAAUUCAAAUAAUUGACAUUUUCUGUAUCAACCAAUUUUGAUUCUCAACAAGAUGAUUUGGUUUAUCAACUGACAAGGGGCUAACUCUCAAAACAUCAGCUUUUGAAACUCUCUAUGGUGGCCAAUUUACAAUUAUCAACUCAGUCAAUUAUACCAAACAUGUAAUACCCCAUCAAUUCAAGAUGAAAAACCACAGUUUGAAUUUAGAAACUUACCUCUACUUAUGAUUUUCAACAAGUCAUUUUUCCUUCAGGUUUGGGUGGACACCAGUGGAGCAAGGAAGAAAAUGAAGUUAAAUCCUGGCAGCUAUCAAAAAUUAUUGGCAGAAAAUAUAACGAUUGAUGAAAUGACCAUGCACAGCAUACAAACAGGUAUCUCGCAUUACUGUGACACAAGUUAUCAGACUAUGCAAGUAUAUGCAACCAGAGUAGUUUUUAACAUUUUUUGUUUUAAUUUGCCUUAUUUUACAGAUAUUGAUCGCACCUUUCCAGAUAACAUUCGCUUUUCUAGUUCACAAGAUGACCUGAGGCCAGCCUUGUUAAAUGUGUUGAUUGCCUAUGCCAAACACAAUCCUAGAAUAGGAUAUUGCCAAGUAAGUUAUCUUCUCAAACAAUAAUAAUUCUGCUAAACAGAAUCCAAUCCAAAAUGAUUUUGAGUGUUUCUUCAAAAAGAAUUAAGAAUGAGUUCAUUAAGAGUGACUAGUAUCUAAUUUCUCCUUACAAUAUUAUAUUUGAAUCAAACAUUGAGGUCAUGAGAAUUGAGGAAAUGAUCACCAACUAUAGCAGCUGUUGAUUAUUAAACAAAUUCUCCUUUUCAGUACCUUGGGAAAUGUAUUGUGAAUAGUAUGGAGAUUAUGCAUACUGAUGUUAGGCUGUGAAGGGUUGAAGACAAAAGAUUUUUUUAGAGUCCUUUGGAGAAUUGCAAUAUAUAAAAAAAUUUAUAGAUCAAGAUGCAAUUGCAUUAUUAGUAGCAAUUUGCUUUUGAAAUAAUUUGAGGGCUAAUGUAAUUGAUGUAUGUGUAUUUUAACUUGCUACGCCCACUGUCAACUUCCAGAACUUUUCAUACAAGGUGCUCUUAGGAUACUAAUUAUACAACUUUUAUUCAUUGUAAACCCCUUUUAAGAUCUCAUAAGAAAUUCUCCUCACUGUCUUCUAUGAAAUUCUUAUAAUUUUCGUUUGGAGAAUUUGGUAGUACACUUUGUAGAUUGACAUAUAAUCCCCUUAUUGCUAUUAUCUGCUUGAUACUGUUCUGGUAUUGUAAGGAGAAAUUCUGUGUUGGUCACUCAUGGGAGUUUAAGUAUUAAUAAGUUAUUUUUGAUGAACUAAAUUUCUCCUUGGAUGGAUUAACUUUUUUCUAGUAGGUAAAGAAUUAUUAGGGACAUGAGUGUACAGUCAGAACCCUUUAACUCCCAAGAGUGAUUAACAUGUAACUUCUCUCUAUAAUAUCCAUUCCUUAUCCAGCAAAGAGGUAAUGAGAAUUCUCAAACAUAUCAGGUACAGGUUUUUGUUUUGAUCUAACACCAAAUUCUCAUAACUAAGUCACAGGGAAAUGUGUAGCAGCUAGAGAGGAGAAUUAACAAUCAGAUCUUGGGAGUUCAAGGGUUAAGUCUUAUUGUUCUAAUUGUUUAUUAUUCUCUCUUAUAGGGUCUAAACUAUAUUGCCGGAUUGAUGCUUCUCAUUGUUAACAAAGAAGAAGCUGCAUUUUGGCUUUUAGAUGUUAUUGUUGGGAAUCUGUUACCAGGUAUGAAACCUAAGCCUUUGUGUUGUGCAGUGGAACUGCUGCGAGCUGUAACCUUGGACAAAUGAGGAACUUAGAAAAGCUUGAAUGAUUAAAGCCUGUACUAGGAUUUUCUUUUAAGUAAAUGGAUAGAUCUUAUCCAAACUUUAUAGAAUCAGCUUUUUACAUUCAUCUGAUAAAUGCAUCUAUCACUGUUUUUCUGCAGAUUAUUAUGCCAAGGACAUGCUUGGUUUACAAAUUGAACAAGAAACACUUCGUGAAGUAGUUAGGUAAGUAGGUGCAAUUUAACUUAUCUGGCAUCAGCUGUAUAAUUAAUUGAUUGCAACUUUAUAAGUAACCCUAAUUAUAGUUGAAUGAAUGGGAAGAAAAGCUGAUAAAAACAUAAAACAAAGCAAAACAAAAUAACAAACUUGUUAGCUUAACUUCCUUGGAAAUAAAAGCAGAAUGAACAUGAAUUAUUCAGACAAAAGAAUAUUGAAAGCUACAGUAGCAUUCUGUUCAUUAACGAUUUGAAUCAAUGUCAGUAUCUAAGCAACUGCCCACCUACCCCUCCCCCAACCCAACAACAGUCAACUGAUAACAAGUUACACUUGUAGAGUUAGUGUUGGGUUAGGGAAGGGGUAAAUGUGCAGUUGCUCAGUUACUAACAUUGAUCUAAUGAUUUCUUGGAGAGGCACUCAUUUUAAAUUUGUAGCAGUGGUAAGGUAGAUGAAAUUGGUAUUGAGCAUCCUAGGACAAUACUUGUACAUCUUUCAAUUUUCUCUGCUAUCUUUUAAUUUCUGACCCAUCAUGCACUGUUCAGUGCCUUUAAUUAAAAAAAUUUCAGCACUGAAUUAGGAAAUUAAAGUUCAGUUAAAAUAAAUUGCAAAAAGAUCAACUUAUGACAUGUAUAUCCUAUGUAUUGCUUUAAUGUAUAAUUCAUUGUGUGUAUCUCCAAAUGUAGCUAGGCACUGGUAAAUUUUUUUUUAACUUUUAAAUUUUUUUUACCUCUUGUGAAAAAUGCAGAGUAAAGCUACCAGCUUUGUUUGAGCAUAUAGAAAAACUAGGUGUAUCAUACACAAUCUUCUCUACCAAGUGGUUCAUCUGCCUGUACAUCGAUGUGCUACCAAUUGAGGUAAACAAAGUAGUUUUACAUCUGAGGAUAUAUCAUAUUAUCUUACUUUCUCUUUCUCCCCCCCUAUGUGAGAGUAGAAAACUUCACUCACUAGUUCCCUUUUCUGCAGGGUCCAUUCAACUCCUUUACCCACUCUAACGAGGGCUAACUCUCAAAAUAACUGCUGUAGAACUCUCUAUUGUGGCCGAUUUCCCUUAAAGUCAUCAACUUGAUUAAACCAAAUUAGCUUCCCUUGUUACUUUGAUAAAGAUAAGGGUAGAUUCAGCUUAAGAGCCAAAAGACCCUCCAGCCAGACUUAAUCCCAGUUUCAUUAGUGGGAAGUUUCUAGGAGUUUUACAAGUCCUACCCUCCUCUCUCUACCCCCCCUCCCCCUUUGGAUGAAGUGACAGUCUAUUCAAGGUUAAUCCCAGAUUACAACAUUUGUACUCAAUCAUACUCCAUAAGUGGAGAGAAGCACUGUAAAUUUUUUUUUUUUUUUUUACAAUAAAGUGUGACUCAAUAGGUUGCAGCAAGAUAUUGGAGGGUAGAUAAGAUGUCUUGGUUGUAGCUAUGACGGGGAUCCCUGCAUUAAUUUGAUAGACAUUGGACUCAGAGGUCAUGUUCUUAUUUGUUCAUGAGGAAUGUGAAUGGUUGAUAAUGUAUAUCAUUGGUAGAGAGAUAUUGGAAAAAAUGUUUAAGUUCAUGGUAGUUUUCUUUUCUGAUUCCAGACAGUACUUCGCAUCUGGGACUGCCUGUUUUAUGAAGGAUCAAAAGUGAUUCUUAGAGUGGCACUGACACUAUUGAGUCUUAAUGAGGAAAAACUAAUGAAUUGUCAUGAUUUUGCUCAGCUUUGCACAGCUAUGAAGGUUAGUAACUUAAGCAUGUUUUGAGGAAAACCUGCAAGAAAACAGCUGUUACUCUAAACUCAGACAUUAUUUUAUUCUCUCAACUCCAGUACUAGGACACUUUUCACAAUGGGACAAUGGGUUUUGCUGCUGACUACACCCUCAAACAAUUCAUGUUCUUAUCAAAAUGACAUUGUUGUGUCAAUCUACCUUCCAGGAGAAGGUAGAUUGACAAAGUAACUCAAAUUUUGUGAAGGUGCUGCUCCAUUAAAGAAGCUUCUUGACUUUUGACUUCAGGAGAUUACCAAAGGGCCAGCAACAAUGGACUGUCAUAGUUUUAUGGAGGUAAGCAAGACCUGAAAUUCAAACUCCAAAAUAUGUGACUGGUUCCUUGGUGGAUCCCCUUAGUGGGGGAUGUGAAGCCUUUUGGUUUGUGAGACAGAUUCUGGAUUUUAACUUUGGUUUCCAUGUAAAUUAGAAACAAGAAUUUGGUGUUAGAUCAAAAUCACUUUUACCUGAUAAGUUUGUGUAUUCUCAUUACUUAUUUGCUGGAUAAUGAAGGAUAUUAUAUGGAGAAGUUACAUGUAGAUCACAUAACUGGGAGUUAAUAAGUAAACAUUGUGUGAGCAUGCCUGAAGUAAUUAACAAUAAUUUGUUUAAUCCAAUCCACUCUCCCAGCACUCAUUCCACAUGCCAGGCUCUUUUUCAAGAAGAUGGAUAAAAGAGCUGCAAAAAUCUGCAACAGAGAAAAUAUCAGCAGAACAAAAAGCAAGACAACAGUUUACAUGAAGUGAUCUUUUAUCCAUAGAUGUCAUUAUCUUUGGAUGAGUUUCUUGUGGAUGUGAAGUCUUCAGAAAUUUACAGAAAGAGAUUAAUUUGAAGAACUAACUUUUACUAUUCUCUAGAAACUACUGCCUUUGCAUAAUUAAGAGUAAAUUUCACUAAAAUACAAGUAAGACAAACAUUUUUAAGAUGAAAUUAAUAUAUUAUUAAUAGCAUCCUCUCUUUUGAUCAUUUGAGUACAAAUGAAAUGAACAAACUAAAACCAAAAGACUGAAAAUAGUUGAUGUCAAAAAUAUUGAGAAAUCGUCUAUUUCAAGCUGCACAAAGCAAAGAUUAGUGCAAAUAAAUGCAAAUAAAAUGUAAAUGGGUUGUUUUCAAAUAAACGUAUCUUGUAGCAAACAAGCAACUGCGUAACAAGAGACAAGCUAGAGAACAAAGCUACUAAAUCUUUAACCCUGUAACUCCCAAGAUCUGAUUGUUAAUUCUCCCUUCUAGGUGCUACACAUUUCCUUGUAAUUUAGUUAUGAAAACUUAGUGCUAGAUCAAGAUAUUAGCUUCUACCUGAUAAGAUUUAAUAUACUCGUCACCUGUUUGCUGAUUAAUGUACGGAUAUUGUAGGGAGAAUUUUUAUGUCAAUCACUUCUGGGAGCUAAAGGGUUAAGAAUUCGUCCACAAGCCAUCUAAACUAAAACUUUUCCUUAAGAAAGGCAUUAUUUUGCCAUAAAUACAUCUUUCUCCAAUCAUAUUUUUAAAAUGAUCUUAGACCCUUCCACGUGUUAAUAGACAAGAUUGUGUAAUCUUUACUUUGAUAUUUAUUUUGCAGUGAUCGUGAAUUGUUGCACAAGAAUAGUAUUGCUUUAGUCUGUAAUUUAGCCAUACUAGUGGCAGUGAUUGUUGUAUUUUAAAUCAGUUGAAAUAUGACAAUCUAAUACAAUAUAAUUUUUAACUGUGCACCGUACUUCUGUUGUAUGUGGUUCUCAGGCACCACUGUGACAUCUAAGAGACUAUUUUGCAACUGUGACUGUAGAGAUCCAGCCUUUCACUUUGGUUUUCAAGUAAUUGUUUUUAAUCAUUUUAAAAGAAGAACUUACUUGUGAAUUGCUUCA